AUGGCGGCGCUGAGCGGCGGCGCGCCAUGGCGGCGGGGCUGGCUGCCCGCCCUGCAGUUCGUCCGCCGCGGCUCCAAGGCGGUCACCCGUCACUGGAAGGCCAUGCACUUCCAGCGCCAGAAGCUGAUGGCCGUGACCGAGUACCUGGCCCCGCGGCCGGCCGUCCCGCCGCGCUGCCUGACCCCCAGGAAGGAGACGGUGGAGGAGGACAACGGUUACGUCCGGCUGUUACGGCGGCAGGUGGAGGAGGUCUUCCGGGACAAUCGGAUGAUUGCCAUCUGUCAGUACAACUCCAUGCCCGGCGAGGACAUGGUGUUGAUGAGGCACUACCUCCGAAAGCACAACAUCGAGGUCAAGUUUGUCCUGAACGAGAUUAUCAGACCCGUGCUGUCCCAGUCCAAGUACAAGAAUCUCCUCCCUCUCUUCGUGGCACGCAAUAUCCUGCUGGUGAGCCAGGAAACGAAGGUGAAGGAUAUGCUGCGGGUGCUGAAGGGAGUGCCGCAGAUCAACCUCCUGGGCGCCUGCAUCGACGACACCAUCCUGAGCAGGCAAGGAGUGGAGAGCUUCGCCAAGCUGCCCUCGCUGGAGGCGGCCCAGGGGCAGACGGUGGGUGCCCUGGCCCUCCUGCCCUCCCAGACGUCCUCCCUGCUCCAGCGCGGCUCCACGCACCUCACGGCUCUCCUGGAUCAGCACAUCCGCCAGCUGCAGGCUGGGGAGACGGGGAGCCCGGCCGAGCCCACCCCUGCCCAGAGCUCGGGGGCUCACUGAUGCAGGCCCCCAGCUGGGCUCCGUGUGUUGGCCGGGAGUCGUCUCCUUCACCGGCUGCAGUUGGGGAGGGUCAGGGGUGGAAGGUUUGGUGCCGGGUGGGCAGCCGACAGCGGGACUGAGGGUCCUGCAGCACCACCAGCCCAUUUGGGGAGCCCCGGCCUUUCCCUGUGCUCCCCGCUGCCCGCACCAAUGGUGCCUGGGAACAUCCCAGCUGUGUUUCAGGCGCUGUGGGGCUGCGGUUGGAGGGCCGCUGGGAUCGGCCGGAGGAGGCAGAGUGCGGCGGGGACCCGUUGCCGUGCUCAUGGGGAGGGUGUCAGGCACUCCGAGCUCCCGUGCCCUCCGGAAUGGGGGCAGCAAGGGGGAGCCCAACAGUGCUGACUGAGCUGCGUCUGUGGGAUCGUUGUCUUGUCCAUUAAAGUGUGGUGG
Messenger RNA from Gavia stellata (red-throated loon), 1194 nucleotides. It is a transcript of the gene MRPL10, whose product is annotated as mitochondrial ribosomal protein L10. Gene Ontology annotation, cellular component: mitochondrial large ribosomal subunit. The coding region runs from base 1 to 768 and encodes 255 amino acids. Lineage: Eukaryota; Metazoa; Chordata; Aves; Gaviiformes; Gaviidae. The record is from RefSeq and is a predicted model, not a curated record. Gene Ontology annotation, molecular function: structural constituent of ribosome. Gene Ontology annotation, biological process: translation. The transcript is spliced from 5 exons.